AGUUGCUCAUUCUUCCUUUGUGCUUUCUUUGUACCGAAACGUAUUGAUAGGAGCUGAGAAAGGGAAAGAUCUGCAACGGGUCGUGGCGCAUCAGCGCUCCUCUCUCUUUCCAUCUCCUCCUGUUUCUGAAGACUGUGUCGUGCUGAUUUAGUGACGUUCAUUGUAUACUGACACCUCACGGAAGGCGCCUUUUCGCCAUUUCAGUGUGUACGUCUGUGGUUUUACACCGCUGCCCGUCGAGCCUUCGGCCACCUUCCCACUCUACAACACAGGCAGCGUGCUUCGGAGCUAGACCUCUUUCUCUUUUGGUUUCAGCCACAACUCUUUUUUGUGCUAAAGGCAGUAUUCGUGUAAUUAACCGAAAAUCAUUUUUGCGGCGGCGUAAAUCAACGGAGGACCGUUUUGGAUUGGAGCUCACGAAUCAUAAAUAGAUUGAACUAUCUGCAACGGCGACCCUAGAUCUUACAAUAGCCACAGUAAUAGCAACAACAGCAAAAAACACGACAGACUUCACACAUAUUCACGUCGAAAUGAGUAACGCUGCACCACCCGGGCUUGACGAGGAGGUCGCCGGACCUCCCGGCUUCGACGACGACUUCUCCACUGCCGAUCCCACUUUGCUGGCCAAGAUGGAGGAGGAGGAGCAGCGCGAGGCGCGGCAGCAGCAGAUCCACGCGUGGCGCCGCAUGAACACGGAGCGCUACGGCUUCCGUGCCACCUACCGUGCCGCGGUGGAUGAGAAGGACUUCAUGCCGCCGGAGUUUAUUCGCAAAGUGGUGAAGGACAACGGCGACCUCGGCGGCAAACGCUUCAAGUCGGAGCGGAAGCUGUGCGUUGGCAUGCUGCCCUACAUCCCCCUUGCCCUCUUCAAGCUGUUGGAGAACAUGCCGAUGCCGUGGGAGGAGGCGCGGUACGUGAGCGUGGUCUACCACGUUGGCGGCGUGCUCACCAUCGUCGACGACACCCCAACUGUCGCGGAGCCGCUCUACGUCUCGCAGUGGGGCUCUAUGUGGACCAAGAUGCGCGCCAACAAAGUGGAGCUGCUCCAGGAGGGCGGUGGGUUUCGGCGGGCGGUGCACAAAGGCGACGAGAACGAGCCGCCGCUGGACUUUGCCGAUUACUUGAUGGAUCGCGUCCCACCCCCGGCAGUACACGACGAGCUCGACGAGGAGGACGGCGCCGCCAUCGCAGACUGGUUCUACGACCCGUUUCCUCGUCUGACGGCCCCGAACCAGAUCCGCGGCCCGCGUCGGCCCAACGGGUACUACUUCACAUUAGAGGUGAUGGAGGCGCUCUACCGCAACGCCGCGCCGAUUCUCCCGUCACUGGACGACAGGAACUACUUUUAUCUUUGGGACCUCAAGUCGUUCUACGCUGCGAAAGCAAUGCACCUCGCCAUCCCGCGCGGGCCACGGUUUGAGGCUCCGCCUGCCAUCCGGCAGCAGAAGGACGAAGAUGAGGACUGGACGGAGUUCAACGAUCUGCGUCGCAUCAUCCAUCGCGACAACCCACGGAAGCCGCGCUUUACGAUGCUCACGGAGCGCCAGAUCGCGUUUCCUUUUCUCUACGGAGCCGUCGUGGACGGUGUGGAGCUCGCCCCGUACCACUACCCGCCCGCGUUGCGGGUGGAGAACGAUGACCCGGAGCUGCCGUGCUUCACGUUCCACCCGUCGCUGAACGCAGUCAAGGCGGUGGAAAAGAAGUACACCGACGUGCCGCGGUCAAAGGCGGCCCUGUGCUCUUCCAUGUGGGACCGCGCCGGCGGCCAGCACACGGAGGACCCUGCUGAGGUGCCGCUUGACCUUCCCGACGACUUUGAGCCGUUCUUGGCUGAUUUGCCGCUCGAGCAGCCGGGCACCAAGACGGGGCUCUCCCUCCUCUUUGCGCCGGAACCUUACAACUCGUUUGAGGGCGGUAUGAAGCGGCGCAUCGACGUCCCUCUGUGCGACAAGUGGUAUCAGGACCCACCGGAGAUGACCACCACCGACACCCGCGACAAGAUUCUGCGCAGCUACACGCAGCUGCUGAAGUACCACGUCAAGCGCUCCCUUCACCGCACGGUGCGGCGGAACAACCGUGCCGCUGCUGCUGCUGAAGAAGUUGCGCUGAAUGCGGACAUGGACGACGGCCAGGAGAAGCGGCGUUUGGCGAAAAUGGCGGCGAUGCGCUACUUCUCCAAGACGCGUAUGGAGUGGCUGGAGGCCGCGUUGCAGGUGAUGCGGCAGGGCCAUAACAUGAUGGUCCAGCUGAUCAACAUGAAGUGUCUGCCCUACGUUCACAUUGACUACAACUUCGAAGCGAAGCCGACCCGCACCUUGACGACGAAGGAGAUUAAGAAGAGUCGACUGGGCCCCGCAUUUCACAUGAUCCGCGAGUUGCUGGGAUUUGUGAAGCGACUCGUCGAUAUGCACGUCAUGUACCGACUCGGUUCCUCGGAUGCCCUGCAGCUGGCCGACGCCACCCAGUAUCUUUUCUCGCACGUUGGUGUGCUGACCGGCGUCUACCGCUACAAGCUGCGCGCGAUGCGGCAGAUCAAGCGUAGCCGUGACGUGAAGCACAUGCUGUACAGCAAGUUUAACGUUGGCGGUGUGCCGAGCGGACCGGGCUGCGGCUUCUGGGGUCCUGCGUGGCGGGUGUGGGUGUUCUUUCUGCGUGGCAUGACACCGCUGCUGCAGCGCUACCUGAGCAACCUAACCGACCGUGUGCUGCAUGGGCGUGUGCAGAAGGGAAAAUUCACUGGCAAGAAGAUCACCCGCCAGCGUGUGGAGCCGGAUAAAGACGUCAACAUUAAGGAGGCGUUCCGCCGCGAACUGCGCGAGAUGCUGCCCGACAACGUCAAGAACUCCGUUAUCGUGACGAUGGACCAGCACAUGAACGAGGCCUUCCGCCACUGGCGAGCCGGAUCGUCGUGGAGCGUCCCAGGACUGGCGAAGCCGCUGACAGACCUCGUCAACAAGUACGUGAAGCUGCGCUCAGAGGAGUACAUUCGAACCACGCAACUGCAGCGCCGCCGCAUCGCCGAUGGGGACACGGUGGACAAGCAAGCCUUCAUGAAGAACCUGGGCCGCCUCACGCGUAUUAAAUUGAUGGAUGAGCAGCGGAGGCAGCGUCGCUACAUGUCCGGCGAGGACGCCGCCACCAUCAUCGCGCCAGCCGAGGCCACGGAGAUGUACCGCAUGAUGGCGAAUUGGUUGAGCGACCGCGGAUUCAAGAAGAUUAGCUUUCCCGAUCCGUCCAAGACAGCCGAGCUUUCGCUGCUGCAGCUCUCGCUGAACCGACUGCGUGACCAGCACAACAUCGCCAACCGCCUCACCGCGAACCAGCGCGAGGAGCAGGCGCGAAUUGAGGAAGCCUUCAACGCUCCGCACGAGGCCCUGUCCCGCAUCGUCGACGUCCUGGCCCACCAGCGCCGCUUCAAGAACGUUGAGGUGGAGUACAUGGACAACUUCUCCCAUCUCUACCCGCUCUACACCGUUGUCCCGCAGGAGAAGAUGGUGGACUCGUUCCUCGAUCAGUACCUCUGGUACAAGGCGAUGGGGGUGCAGCGUCUGUUCCCGAACUGGGUGAAGCCGUCUGACGUGGAGCCGCUGCCGCAGCUGCUGUACAAGUGGUGCGAGGGCAUCAACAACUCACCCGACGUGUGGGACGUCACACACGACGAGUCGGUCGUGCUGCUGCACAGCGACCUGGAGGACGCGUUUUACGACAACGUGGAGUGGAACUUCUUCCGCCCCAUGCUGGAGCUCAUCAUGGACAAGUCUCUUGUCGACUAUAUUGUGAGCCGUCACGACGUAGUGGUCGAGUUCAAGGACAUGAGCUACCACCACUACAAGGGCCUCCUUCGUGGUUUCAUGUUCUCCUCUUUCCUGGCGCAGUACUGGGGCCUUAUCAUGGACGUCUUGCUGCUCGGCACGCAACGCAGCAAGGAGAUCGCCGGCACGGCCCUGAAGCCAAACCCGUUUAUGUCCUUCUUCCGCGACCCCUACCUCGCCACGUCGCACCCGAUUCGCGCGUACUGCCGGUACAAGAACGAGGUGUACCUUCUGCUGCGCUACACCAAGACAGAGGCGGACGAGGUGCGACGGCGCUACUUGGAAGAGACGCAGAGCGAUCCAGAGAUGCGCGCCGUCAACGCGUCUGUGUACGGGUUCAAGAACGCGAAGGAGUGGCCACGCGAUGCGCGCAUGCGGCUGUUCUUGUCUGACGUGAACCUUGCCCGCGCCGUGCUGUGGGAGUUCCGCGGCCGGCUCCCGCCGUCGCUCGCCACCGUCAGCGAGGCAAACAGCUUCGUCAGCGUGUACUCCAAGGACAACCCGAACCUGCUGUUCGAGAUGGCUGGCUUCUCGGUCCGGCUGCUGCCCGUGGUGCGAACAGAGGAGGACGUGCUUGAGAACGAGUCCAUGUGGAGCCUGCGCAACCACACCACCAAGGACAUCUCGUGCCGCGCCUUCCUGCAGGUGUCCAAAGAGCACAUCAACAUGAUCCGCAACAAGGCGCGCCGCACCGUCAUGAUGGUCGGGAGCUCCACCUUCCACAGCAUCGCCGCGAAGUGGAACGCGCUCAUUACGGAGCUGGUGCCCUACUACCGCGAGGCCAUCUUGGGCACCGAGGAGCUGCAGGCGAUCCUCGCACGUGCGGAGCACCGCAUGCAGGCCCGCGUCAUGAUGGCGCUGAACUCCCGUGCCAAGUCGCGCUUCCCGCCCGCGAUGUUUUACGCUCCUUCCGACCUUGGCGGGCUGGGCAUGCUCUCCGUAGGCCACUCUCUCAUCCCGGCGAAGGACACGGUGUACUCCAAGACGACCAGCACCGGUGUCCAGUUUUUCUACGCCGGCCUCACGAACGAGGAGGGCAUUCCCAUCCCAAACGUGCUGCAGUACUACACCCCGUGGGAGACGGAGAUCAAGGAGAGCGAGAGGGCCUGGCUGGACUUUCGCACCCGCGAACGCGAGGCGAAGGCGCGUGGCGGCCGCGUCUCCCUCGACGACAUUGAGGACAUCAUCGAUAAAGGCAUCCCCCGCAUCCGCGUCCGCUUCUCGCGGCACGCGCCGCUCUUCCACUUCGACGCCGGCUUCCGCGCUCGCCUAGAGUUUCAGCGCUUCAUCGCGGGCAAGUACCUGAAGAACUGGUGGUUUCACAUGGAGCACGACGGCAACAUCUGCGGCGGAGUGAUGGAGCGCUACCGCGCCGACAUGAACAACGCCCUGGGUGGAGUAGAGGCGAUUCUGGAGCACAGCCUGUUCAAGGGCACGGGCUUCCCGUCGUGGGAGGGCAUCGAGUUCGACCGCUCCGGCGGCUUUGAAAACUCCAAGAAGGACAGCAAACUGGCGAAGCAGCAGCGCGCUGGUCUGAGUAAGGUGCCGAACCAGCGUUUUGCGCUGUGGUGGAGCCCUACCAUCAACCGCUCCGACAUCCAGGCCGGCUUCGAGUCGAAGGUCGAGACCACUGGUGUCUUCAUGUGUGGCAAGCUCGAAACAAUCAAGAAGUCGCUCAUCAAAAUCUUCAGCGGCUCCCUGUGGGAGAAGUCGCACGCGGCGGUGGUAAACGACAUUGCCAGCAAGCUGAAGGACAGUCUCAUCGACCUCGGCGCCGCCUCUGUCACGCUGCAACAGCAGCACCCCCAGAAGUCCUACACGUUCACGAGCUCGGCGGCCGACGUCGUGCUGGUCAGCGCCGCCCGCUGGUCCGUUUCGUCGAAGCCGACCAGCCUGGCCGAUGAGGCGGGCGACGUGUACCAGAGCAACACCACGGCGAAGUACUGGAUCGACGUCCAGUUGCGCUGGGGCAACUACGACGGCCACAACAUCGCCGAGUACGCGCGCAAGAAGUUCUACGAGUACUCCACGGCUCGCAUGUACCCCUUUCCCGCUGGCAUCGUGGUGGCCAUCGACCUCGCCUACAAUUGCCACAGCGCUUUUGGCUACUGGGUUCCUGAAAUGAAGCCGUUCAUGAACAAGCUCCUGCCGGUCAUCAUGAAGAACAACAUCACGCUGAACACCCUGCGCGAUCGCAUGAAGCGCGACCUUGGCCUGUUCAGCUCCGCCCCUACCGAGGCGAGCCUGUCGGACACAAACAUCGCGGAGCUCUUCUCCAGCGGCAUGCGCACCUGGAUCGUGGAUGACAGCGCGACGUACGUCACGAGCGAGCAGCCGACGCCGGAUGGCGGCAAGAAGUUCAAGUCGGAGAACGGCGCCGUGCUCGUUUUCGAGCCCGUUUCCGGCUCGCUGAAGAUGAGUGUGGUGCACAAGAGCGUCUUUGCCGGACAGAAGCGGCGGUCCAAGCUGGCCCGUGAGAAGGCGGCGGAGGAGAUUGCGUCGUGGCUGCGCAGCUGCCCCCCAAGUGAGCGACCCAGCAAGAUCAUCGUGACCCGCUCCCGCUUUCGACAGACGCUGCACAACAUGCUCGUCCUCGAUUACCCGAACAUUAUUAUUGGCCAGAGUGAUCUGAACUUGCCCCUGCCGAUGGUGCUGCGCCACAGCCGGCUGGUGGAGCUGCGCAUCGCCGCGAUGGAAAGCAAAGGUUGGGAGUUUUGCAUCUACGAUGACUGGCAGCAGAGCCUGCAGUUCCAGCCCAUCACCUGCUUCAACUUGCUGAAUCUGGUCUUGCGCGGCUACCACAUUAACCUGCAGCGCACGCGGCAAAUUCUGGUGCCGGACCUGCACGUCGAGGUGAGCGCGGCACAUUUUUGGCCGACGUACGCGACGCGUCAGGAGUGGGAGCAAGUAUCGAUCCGCUUGCAGGAGAUGAUCAUCGCAGACUCCGCGCGCCGCAUGAACGUGAGCCCCAAAGACUUCACCGAAAAGGAAAAGGAGGGCAUUUUGCUCGGAAAGAAGAUGGUGAAUGUGGAGAUUCAGCAGGAGGAGAUAAAGGAGAUUGAGCAAAUGCGGCGCACCAAGCUGGCGGAGGCGCAGACCGUGAGCGUCGUGACCAGCAGCGGCGACGUGGUGAAGCGCAAGGUGAAGGCGGCCUUCGACUUUGGUGCGACGGCGCUGGACAACAACUGGCGCCCCCGGUCUCUUGCGGACGCCGCCUUCUUGGACGAGAACACCAUUGUCACCUUUGACGCCGCUGGCGCAACCGGGGCAAGUGAUCAGCUCAUCUUUGCCGAGGACACCAUUCAAAAGCUGCUGGCGUGCUGCGAUGUGAAGGUGCAAUGCUGUGCGUACAUGUUUGGCCACGCCCUGCCCGACUCGCCGAACAUUAAGGAAGUUCUGUGUGUGAUGAUCCCGCCGCAGUUUGGCACGGCGGUGGAGUCCCGCACCCCACCGCGCAUCCCCUUCGACGCGCCGGCUCUGCAGGAAGGCAACCUGUCCUUCUUGGGCCUCCUGCGCGUUGGGGAGAGCGAGGCGCAGCUGACCUCGCACGAUCUCGCGCUGCAGGCGCGUGCGCUGGAGGUAAACGAGGGCAUGGUGCCGAAAGGCUUCCUCACUGCGGUACUAGAGAUGUCCGAGGAGGGGGUGAUGGUGCGAUGCUACAGCACCACGGCGGAGGGCAUCGCUUGGGCGCAGCAGCAGUACGAGGCACUCUUGAAGAAAACACCAGAGACCGCAGACACGGCGUACUACUCACCGUGUCGCGGCACGCUCUCGACGGAGGCGCGAGGGUUCUUUUUGGUGCCGGCAGAGCGGGCGUGGAAUUACUUCUUCAAGGGUGCCCUGUGGCGCGAGAACACCGAGUUCGACGUCGUCGUUGAUCUCCCACUCUCCUUCUUCGACCCGCUGCACCGACCGGAGCACUUCAUCAACUUCGCGCGAAUGGGUGAGACCGUCGCGGCCGUGGACAUGGCGGACUCAGACGACCUUUUUGAAAACGAGGCCGGCACGGCCAACACUGAGUGA
Messenger RNA from Leptomonas pyrrhocoris, 7835 nucleotides. RefSeq names its product putative PRP8 protein. The coding region runs from base 531 to 7835 and encodes 2434 amino acids. The transcript has a single exon. Gene Ontology annotation, biological process: mRNA splicing, via spliceosome; spliceosomal tri-snRNP complex assembly. NCBI's taxonomy places the organism in Eukaryota, Euglenozoa, Kinetoplastea, Trypanosomatida, Trypanosomatidae. Gene Ontology annotation, molecular function: metallopeptidase activity; U1 snRNA binding; U5 snRNA binding. Gene Ontology annotation, cellular component: catalytic step 2 spliceosome; U5 snRNP. The record is from RefSeq and is a predicted model, not a curated record.